Phoenix dactylifera (date palm) is the source of this 1392-nucleotide messenger RNA. RefSeq names its product dihydroflavonol 4-reductase (gene DFR). Lineage: Eukaryota; Viridiplantae; Streptophyta; Magnoliopsida; Arecales; Arecaceae. The record is from RefSeq and is a predicted model, not a curated record. Gene Ontology annotation, molecular function: oxidoreductase activity, acting on the CH-OH group of donors, NAD or NADP as acceptor.
CCUACCCUUCCGUGUUCCUUGCGUGCAUAUAUAUGUGCGCGCACACGCUUCUAAAGGAAUAGGUGACGCAGCGACUACCAGUCCCAGAGAAAGAGAGAGAGCGAGAGAGAGAGAGGGAUGGAGACGAAGGGACCAGUGGUGGUGACUGGAGCUUCCGGUUUCAUCGGAACAUGGCUCGUUAUGAGGCUUCUAGAGGAGGGAUACAUCGUCAGAGCCACCGUCAGAGACCCAACAAAUCUAAAGAAGACGCAGCCUCUACUGGAUCUUCCGGGGGCCAGCGAACGAGUCACCAUCUGGAAAGCAGACCUUGAUGAGGAAGGUAGCUUCGAUGAGGCGAUUGAGGGAUGCAGUGGGGUGUUCCAUGUGGCCACUCCUAUGGAUUUUGAGUCCAAAGACCCUGAGAAUGAAGUGAUUAAGCCCACAGUUACGGGACUAUUGAGCAUAAUGAAGUCUUGCAAGAAAGCUGGGACAGUAAAGCGUGUCAUCUUCACUUCCUCUGCUGGGACUGUGAACGUGCAAGAGCACCAACAUUCAGAGUAUGAAGAGAGCUCAUGGAGCGACAUCGAGUUCUGCCGGCGUGUCAAGAUGACUGGAUGGAUGUACUUCGUAUCCAAAACUCUAGCUGAACAAGCUGCAUGGGAAUUUGCAAGGGAGAAUGGCAUUCACUUUAUCAGCAUCAUUCCAACCCUUGUUGUUGGCCCGUUCAUCAGCUCAUCAAUGCCACCCAGUCUGAUCACUGCACUAUCACUGAUCACAGGAAAUGAAGCUCACUACUCAAUUUUAAAACAAAUCCAAUUCGUUCACUUGGAUGAUCUAUGCGUUGCUCAUAUAUUCCUCUUCGAGCACCCAGAAGCAAAUGGAAGAUACAUUUGCUCUUCUCAUGAUGUUACCAUCUAUGAACUUGCAAGAAUGAUGAAAGAGCGAUAUCCUCAGUACAGCAUCCCCCAAAAGUUUGAGGGGAUUGAUGAUGGAAUCGGACGGGUGUGCUUCUCCUCGAAGAAACUCAUAGACCUCGGCUUCAAGUUUCGGUACUCCAUGGAGGACAUGUUUGAUGCUGCCAUUCAGAUAUGCAGGGAGAAGAAGUUGAUACCGCACCAGACCAAGGAGCCGCUUUGCAGCAAUAAGGCUGGAGAACAUGUGGCCAUGGAUGCCAAGAGAGUGAAUGGUUUGACGAUCCAAAAGUCCUGACGCUCCAAAUGAAGAGAAUAUGGAACGGUGGUGUGCGACCAAAUUUAGUUUUUUCUUUCAGGGGGCUCUUUCCAUCCAUGUUCUUUUUUUUCCGUGCUUCAUAGAACUCUCCGUCUCGGUGUGCUGCUCAAGAUUUCUGCUCUGCUGUGUUCCAUUAUUAUUUCAAUAAUCAAUGAAAUGGCUGGCGAACAUUUCUAUCACUCA